AUGCCACUUGAGAUGCUCCUUUGUGAUCCCGGAAGUACUCCUUCGUACUCUGCAUGUAUCCAAACCACACAUACUAUUUUCGCCAUGGCCAAGUCUAAGCAGGACAAGGAGAAGCAGCAGCAGGUCCAGGAGAUCGAGGCACAGCUGCGCGCAUCCGCCAAUUCCGCCUCCACCUUGAUCAGCUCCUGGCUCGGCGACUCCGACUCGGACUCCGAUUCCACCGCCACACCCAAGGCCCGCGAAAUCUUCCACGGCCGCCCAGCGCGCCUCGGUGUCGGCGCCAAAUUCCUCUCGCACAAGGAAAUGUUGGCCGCCCAGUCCGCUACCGGCAUUCUGUCUGCCGAGGAACUCAAGCUCAAGCGCAAACUAACCAAAGGCCUGGUUAGUGAAAAACCAAAUGAGCCCAAAAAGGUUGUGGAGGAGGAGGAGGAGGAGGAAAGUCGGUCAAGUAUUGUAGCGAAGCCGAGUGAUAGUACGCCAAAGCAGGUGCCCAAGAAGAAGCAGAAGCGCAGUGCGGCAUUUUUGGAUACACUGGUGAAGCGUAGGAAACGGUAG
Linderina pennispora is the source of this 555-nucleotide messenger RNA. RefSeq lists its product as uncharacterized. The coding region runs from base 1 to 555 and encodes 184 amino acids. NCBI's taxonomy places the organism in Eukaryota, Fungi, Kickxellomycota, Kickxellomycetes, Kickxellales, Kickxellaceae. The transcript has a single exon. The record is from RefSeq and is a predicted model, not a curated record.